Oncorhynchus kisutch (coho salmon) is the source of this 3149-nucleotide messenger RNA. Its product is annotated as transmembrane protein 127. Lineage: Eukaryota; Metazoa; Chordata; Actinopteri; Salmoniformes; Salmonidae. Gene Ontology annotation, cellular component: membrane. The coding region runs from base 1009 to 1728 and encodes 239 amino acids. Gene Ontology annotation, biological process: negative regulation of TOR signaling; negative regulation of cell population proliferation. The transcript is spliced from 4 exons. The record is from RefSeq and is a predicted model, not a curated record.
CUAGCACACUGUCGCUCCAUGUGCUAGCUAGCCUGCUAGUUAACUAGCACACGGUGACACUCCCGUCUGCUGUGUACCGGAGUCUUCCUAAGGACUAGAUGGCUAAACUAGCAGAAUGUCCACUGGCGUACGGCUAGCUAGAUAACGUUGUCGCCACCGAUCCUCCUUAUGAUGGUUUGUGCAUUAAUACCACCUACUGUACUGAAGGGCAUUGGCUUCUCGCCUGUCCCUAAUUUAAAACUAGAAUGUAACUUUUUGAGCGACCAGACCAAAUUCACAUAGAAAUAUAGAUAUUUUAUUCUCAUUGAAAUCAAGUCUAAGAAGCGGUAGAUCUGUUAAAUGUGCUUAAGUUUCCCGUGCUUAAGUUUCACUUUUGGUUUUGUAGACCAACUUCAAACAGUUGAAAAAUACAAUAUAUGUGGCUUUGGAAAAGAUUUCACAAAGGUUUAGAUGGUACAAUGACUGCUUGUUUUGUCACAAACUUAAAUUAGGUGAACGAUCAGAAUUGUAGCAACCAGGAAAUGGCGGAGCGAUUUCUGCAAUGUGGAUCUUUAAAAACCAAUAUAAAUAUAAAAGAGGUGCCUGCAGAUGCAGAAAUGCCCACAUGCAGGAACGCCCCCUUCAAUUUUGGGGGGGUUUCCGCGGGCACAUGCUGCUUUUAAUGUUAUUUUCACAGCGGAUUUGUCGUAUUUACCUUCCCUUCCCCAUAUCCGAAUGGCUCGGUCACCACCGCAUGAUGCCAGCAAUGUGCCUUUGGGGUUCCAUGCCACAUACCAACAGCGGGAAUCUGGAUGCGCAUUGAAUUUCUGCAGAAGGGCCACAGUGUCGUUCAUUGCUAGCAAGCUGCUAUCUAGCUAGUGACUUGUUAUUGGCAACUGAUAAUGCUGCUACCAAAACAGCAAGCUAGCCGUAGCUAUGCAAACGUCAUACACAUAAACAAGGAAGACAGCUAACAUCUACUUCAAAUACGAGGCACUGACUCCUGGUUGACGACCAAGUGGGAAUUGGAUGACAAUGUAUGCACCACCGGGUACCACUGUCCCCGGAAGCCGGCGAAGGAGAGGGGGUACUGCACUGCCCAAGCAGCCAGAGCGAAGCCUGGCAUCUGCCCUCCCCGGAGCACUGUCCAUCACGGCUCUAUGUACGGCCUUGGCCGAACCAGCUUGGGUCCGAGUUCAUGGAGGGACGUGUCCCAAGCAGGAGCUUGGAGUGGCAGAUGUCCUGGGAUACAUUGACCCGAAACUCCUGGAGGAUUAUUGUGUGAACUCCCAGACCAUCUUGCUGCUAAGGGUCAUUGCUGCCUUCUGCUUCCUGGGCAUCCUAUGCAGCUUGAUAGCUUUCCUUUUGGAUGUCUUUGGGCCCAAGCACCCUGCCCUCAAGAUCACCCGCAGAUACGCAUUUGCCCACAUUCUCACAGUGCUGCAGUGUGCCACAGUAAUCGGGUUCUGCUACUGGGCCUCAGAGCUCAUCUUGUCGCUACAGCAGCAGCAUAAGAAGUACCACGGAUCACUCAUCUAUGUCACGUUUGCCAUUAGCUUCUACCUGGUGGCGGGGGCUGGCGGCGCCUCCAUUCUGGCCACAGCUGCCAACCUGCUGCGCCACUACCCCACAGAGGAGGAGGAGCAGGCUCUAGAGCUUCUCUCAGAGAUGGAGGAGAGCAGUGAAACAUAUCCUGCCGAUUAUGACAUUGCCAACCAGUUCCAGCCGCCUCCUGCAUACACGCCUUAAUGUAGCCAGCCCGGCCACUUCUUUCUCUUACAUCCAUGCUUCUCUAUGAGCACGUCUAUUGGCCUUGUCUCAAACACCUACAGAUAUGUGAUCCAAAAACUGUACCCAAUGGAUAUUCUCUGCAAAUACUCUGCUUUCUAUAAUCAACAUCAACACAAAUGGACACACUUAUUUCUUGAUUGUGGGUGCUUGAGUGCAUGAAAGCUUCCUUUUACGGUGGCAGAGAUUCAAUACUUGAUUCGUGUUUUCACCACUGAAGCUUGGCUUUUAGCAAUUUGCAUGUAUAUGUCAUUAAGGACUUGACCCUUACAUGUAAAGCAAGAGAAACUGGCAAUAUAUGGGGUGUUAUUUUAAGAACUGUUGUACGGUUUGGGUCUACACCUGGUUUAUUGAAUGAUCAGAUAUGGCGUGAGACUCAACAUAGUGUAUGACAGUGUUUUAAGUCAUGGCUUAACAAAGGUCAAGUUCGGAAGUUUGGGCUUUUGACAGUGUGGCAGUAGUAUUGGGCAUUGGUUGAAGUGUUAAAUGACCGCUUAACAUCGAUCAUUUGAGUGAACUUUUUAUCAGUUAAACCUGAAAGGCACCCAGGUUAAACACACUGAAUUUUAGACAUUUAUUUCUCAAUUGAAAUGGACCAUUAUUUAUUAACUGUCUGUCCCUGGUGUGGUAACUUUUUUUUAUGUGAAUGCAAGGCACUGUUUUGCAUUUUAUUUAGUCUUAACAGUUGUGCAGUUCUGAACUUGGAAGUCAAUAGGUUUUCCAUAUUAAGAUUGGUUAAUCACAGUAGUAGUAAAAAUAGGUAUUUUACAUAAACAUGGCCAGUGAUUGAUGCCCAAAUUGUUAUGAAAGUAAUUAAUUGAAAGCCAUGAGAAAUGUAAAGUUUCUCAUGGUUUUGCAAUGUACGUUAUUCACAUUUUUCGGAUGUUUGACAAAUAGAGGAACAUUAUUUUCUCUUUUUAACAACUGGCAAAAACGGUAGUAUGCCAUUGUAGAUGUAGACUCAUCCUUUGUCCACAAUGCAUUGGUCAUUUCAUAAAUUCAAUCAUUUCACUCAAAUGUAUCCAACUGAAUGACAACUUUUAUUUGUACUUUGUGAUUACUUAACUUGAGUUAUGUGUGUUGUCUGUGCAUGAGUUCUUCCCCCUGAUCCUCAGGAUUGUGAGAAUCUUAUUGAAAUCUUUUGGGAUGGAAUACUUCACACAAGUAAUCUAAACUUGUGUUAGGAUUCAGCCUUUUUUUUCAUGUGAAUAAUAAUCUAGUUGUACAAGUGAUUUGUUGCUCUAUUGUUUAUUUUGAUAUUGUUUCUUUUAUUUUAGCCUUUCUGCUUUACUUUCAUAAGUGUGUAGAAAUGUUAAGUAAAAUAUUGUGGACAAUUUAUAUAUAAAGCUGGUCGUAUUCAAAAUAAAAAAAUAAAUGUCCAA